AUGAUGGCAGCGGAGGGACAGAGAGUGGUGCUGAUCACCGGCUGCUCGUCCGGUAUCGGGCUCGCGAUCGCCGUGAUGCUCGCGAGAGACGAGAUGAAGCGCUACUACGUCAUAGGUACCAUGCGGGAUCUGAAGCGUAAGGAUAAGUUAGUUGAAGCGGCGGGAGACGUGUACGGUAAAACUCUGUCUCUGCUCACGCUGGACGUCUGCAGUGAUGAAUCGGUCAAACAGUGUGUGGACAGCAUUAGAGAUCGACAUGUAGACAUACUGAUUAAUAACGCUGGCGUGGGUCUGGUGGGGCCGAUCGAGGCUCUCAGUCUGGACGAGAUGGAGCAGGUGUUCGAGACCAAUUUCUAUGGGGUUGUGCGCAUGAUUAAAGAGGUGAUGCCUGACAUGAAGAGGAGACGCUCCGGACACAUCAUCGUCAUCAGCAGCGUUCUGGGCCUGCAUGGUGUGGCGUUUAAUGAUGUUUACUCCGCGUCAAAGUUUGCCACGGAGGGACUGUGUGAGGGUCUCGCCAUCCAGCUGAUGAAUUUUAACGUCUAUGUGUCGAUGAUCGAGCCCGGGCCUGUAAACACUGAGUUUGAGCUGAAGCUGAUGGCAGAAGUCUCUAAGAAGGAGUUUGUUGGUGCUGAUCCAGAGACGCUCCAUCACUUCAGGUCCUGCUACCUGCCCACACAAGUCAACCUCUUCCAAGGCCUGGGACAAACACCUAAAGACAUCGCUAAGUGCACUAAGAAGGUGAUCGAGUCUCCGCGGCCUCCGUUCCGUAACCUGACGAAUCCUCUGUACACUCCGAUCGUGGCGCUGAAGUACGCGGAUGAGACGCGCAGCCUGUCUGUUCACACCUUCUAUCACAUGCUGUAUAACCUGGGAGGAGUCAUGCAUGUUACUGUGAGAAUCAUGAAGUUCUUGAGCUUCGGAUGGUUACGGAGAAGAGCCAUCUCACCAACCUAACACACACUCUCACACACACAUACACACACACACACUAGCAAUAUCACCAGCCUAACACACACACACACACACACACAUACACUCUCUCUCAAACGCAUGCAUACUACUGUACAAACAGAAAUAUGUAUUUCUAUCUUUGAACAGAUUAAAUUCUAGAUAAACAAAUAUUCUGUUAGAGAAAUGUUGAUUAUCUUUGUAGCUUGCAGAGUAAGAACAGAGAGAUGUUCAAGAAUAGUUUCUGAUUGUAUAUAAAGCACUAUAUUAAUGUAGAUUUCUGAUUGAAACUGAAUGUUAUUUUAGAGAUAUCUGAGUGACAGCUGUGUGGCUCCUGUCAUUUAAAGCUCUUGUGCUCGUGGAGAAAUAAUAAAGCAGAAAAGAGCAUCA
Messenger RNA from Carassius carassius (crucian carp), 1341 nucleotides. Its product is annotated as retinol dehydrogenase 8-like. The transcript has 6 exons. The record is from RefSeq and is a predicted model, not a curated record. The coding region runs from base 1 to 957 and encodes 318 amino acids. Gene Ontology annotation, cellular component: cytoplasm. Gene Ontology annotation, molecular function: estradiol 17-beta-dehydrogenase [NAD(P)+] activity. Gene Ontology annotation, biological process: estrogen biosynthetic process. NCBI's taxonomy places the organism in Eukaryota, Metazoa, Chordata, Actinopteri, Cypriniformes, Cyprinidae.